Gavia stellata (red-throated loon) is the source of this 1493-nucleotide messenger RNA. It is a transcript of the gene DCAF7, whose product is annotated as DDB1 and CUL4 associated factor 7. Gene Ontology annotation, molecular function: protein binding. Bases 1 to 1029 code for a protein of 342 amino acids. The record is from RefSeq and is a predicted model, not a curated record. NCBI's taxonomy places the organism in Eukaryota, Metazoa, Chordata, Aves, Gaviiformes, Gaviidae. Gene Ontology annotation, cellular component: nucleus. The transcript is spliced from 7 exons.
AUGUCGCUGCACGGGAAGCGGAAGGAGAUCUACAAAUAUGAGGCGCCCUGGACCGUGUACGCCAUGAACUGGAGCGUCCGGCCGGACAAGCGGUUCCGUCUGGCGCUGGGCAGCUUCGUGGAGGAGUAUAACAACAAGGUGCAGCUUGUUGGUUUGGAUGAAGAGAGCUCAGAGUUCAUUUGCAGGAACACCUUUGAUCACCCCUACCCUACCACGAAGCUUAUGUGGAUCCCAGACACCAAGGGAGUAUAUCCAGACCUGUUGGCAACCAGUGGUGACUAUCUGCGAGUGUGGAGAGUGGGUGAAACAGAGACCCGGCUGGAGUGUUUGCUGAACAAUAACAAGAACUCCGAUUUCUGUGCUCCGCUAACAUCAUUUGACUGGAAUGAAGUGGAUCCUUACCUUCUAGGUACCUCUAGUAUUGACACAACCUGCACUAUUUGGGGUCUGGAGACAGGACAGGUUCUGGGAAGAGUAAAUCUGGUCUCUGGACAUGUGAAGACCCAGCUUAUUGCGCAUGACAAAGAGGUGUAUGACAUAGCAUUUAGCCGUGCAGGUGGUGGGAGAGAUAUGUUUGCUUCAGUUGGUGCAGACGGCUCGGUGAGGAUGUUUGAUCUCCGUCAUCUGGAACACAGCACCAUAAUUUAUGAGGACCCACAGCACCAUCCAUUGCUGCGUCUCUGCUGGAAUAAGCAGGAUCCCAACUAUCUUGCUACAAUGGCCAUGGACGGCAUGGAGGUUGUGAUUCUAGAUGUCAGAGUUCCCUGCACUCCUGUUGCCAGGUUAAACAACCACAGAGCAUGCGUAAAUGGAAUUGCUUGGGCACCUCAUUCUUCCUGCCACAUUUGUACAGCAGCGGAUGACCAUCAGGCUCUCAUCUGGGAUAUCCAGCAAAUGCCUCGUGCCAUUGAGGACCCUAUCUUGGCCUAUACAGCAGAGGGAGAAAUCAACAAUGUACAGUGGGCAUCAACUCAGCCAGACUGGAUAGCUAUCUGCUACAACAACUGCCUGGAGAUUUUGAGAGUGUAACAUUACUGCUUCAUGCCACAUUGAAGCAGGGCUGUAUAAUUUCCCCUCCCCUCUAAAGUAAGAACAACACAAGUCAAGUGGCCAGUAUCUGUUGUUGCUUUGCAUCUGCUGUUACAAGAAACUGUUACAAGAAUCAAUGGCAGGUGUGACCUGUCUCGAAGACUCUAAAAUGCAGAGACAUGCUGAGCCUCUUGGACUUUCUGGGUUCUGGUUUUCUUUUUUUUUUUUCCCCCCUCAGUUAAAGUUCUGUAUAUUUGUUUGACUGUAUUAAUAAGCUUGCAGGCUUUUAAGUUGCUGCAUAUGUCCAUGUGUUUGUCAGCCAGCUGAGGCAGCACAUCAACUAGUUUAAUAGAUGAAAGUGCAAAACAAGGUGGGGGGAAAAAGACAUUGAUGUUAACAGCCACCUUGGCAGGAAUCUUUAUCAUUCCUGUUGUUGCUGCCUCUAAACUGUUUAAACGUUUGUA